CAUUGGAUCUGCUUUGUGUAUAUAUGUAAAAUAUAACUUCUUGGAGACAAUCACAAGCUCAUAACAACACAUAAGCAAAGAAAAACACAGAAAAUCCUUGCAAGAAAAUAUGAAGUUUGCUGCAAUCUUCUUGGUUACUUGUGUCUUAUUCUCCCUUCUCCCAAGCCACCUGUCACAAGGUAAAAAAUCAAGCAUGGAUCCUACGAGGAGGCCGUGGUGUCCGUCGAAAAAACAAGUGUUUGGUGGUCACUGUGGAAACGAUGGAGCACAUCUUUGUCUAAAUCUUUUAGCAAGUAGUUGGGAUAAUAGUGUAAGGCAUAGCCCCAUCUCCUGCAAUUGCACUGAUUAUCCUAACUACAAAGUUCUCUGUAGUUGUCCUAAUAUGAUUUGCCCCUAGAAAUUUCUAUGUAUCAAGAAUAAUGUUUCAGUUUCCGAUAAAAAGACCAAAGAUGAUAUACUUAAUUCGUUACAAAGAAUUAUAUUCUACAUGCAC
Arabidopsis lyrata subsp. lyrata is the source of this 493-nucleotide messenger RNA. Its product is annotated as defensin-like protein 247. The record is from RefSeq and is a predicted model, not a curated record. The coding region runs from base 110 to 397 and encodes 95 amino acids. Gene Ontology annotation, biological process: signal transduction. NCBI's taxonomy places the organism in Eukaryota, Viridiplantae, Streptophyta, Magnoliopsida, Brassicales, Brassicaceae. The transcript is spliced from 2 exons.